Messenger RNA from Vitrella brassicaformis, 919 nucleotides. The record is from the annotation of a GenBank genome assembly. Lineage: Eukaryota; Vitrellaceae.
AUCUGCCCAGUCGCUGGAUGGUGAACAGACAGUCAAGUAAGCACGACGGCAAGGAAAGGAGCGCGAGUCAAGGAAGGGAAGGAGAGGAGGAAGGAGGAGAGGAGCACUUAAUUGGAUCUGGCAGGCCAGAUUCGUGCAUUCGUAUGCCGGUGGGUGUUGUUCUUCUAGUGGCGAGGCGGGCCUGUGAGUUGUCGCCAGUAAGAAGGCAGAUCCUCUUCCUCGCCAUCCCGUUUCUUGUCGGUGAGAUCUGACGAUGUCUGACUCUGAGGUGCACCAGCAGCCCAGCCGUUCCCCCUUCUCACGCGGCAGAGCACCAGCCUUUGCCCUCUCGGCCACCAAAGAGUUGGCGUACGGCAUCCACCAUGGCGCCCUCUCACAUGACACAGCAGCCCAGCUGCUGACGCAAGAGAAGGCCGACCCCAACAGGCAGUACUACAACAGGCGCAAUAUUUGUUGGGCUUCCUUGCUGCAUCUGGCCGCGGAGAAGUGCGUCGGAGAGGAUGGUGGCGCGGGAGCAGACAUGGACGGCACCAGCAGCCUUGGGCGGCUUUACAUGGGCGCCACCCUGGGGCGCCACACCACUGGACUUGGUGCGAAACCGCCUGCAUCGUGCAGACCCGCACUCAGCUGUCCGCCCCUCACCAUGAUCGAGACCCUCCUCAGGCACGGCGCAAAGUGCGGCUACAGUGAUGCGCUUGCGUCAUGGAAGAGGUCUCGGCCAUGGAGUGCCUGGAGGUCAUCACUCGCCUGACCACUGCCGCAGCAGCGGCACCCACACCACCCAACCUCUAUGAAUACUUCACUCUCAGCAAGGCAUGUGGGCGCCGAUUCCAAGAGGACGAGGACAAGCAAUCGGAUGAGCAACAGCGGCAGCACCGACCCCCACGAGGACGGGGACGAGGAGAAGCUGAUAGCGGGG